CAUGUUACCCACGUGUGUCCAGAAAUGUGUUGAUAUUUCUGUUAGUACACUGCUGUUUUUAUGUGUGUGAUUUAGCCGCAGUAAAAGGUGACGGCUCGGUUCUUCUGUCGACAUGGACCUCGCCUCUAGAGACUCGUACAUUCAGAAGCUCGCAAGUAAAGUGUUGUCUCAGCGAGACCAGGAGCCCAAGAAGAGACCGUUUGCUUAUUUCAAGGGUAAAAAUGAUGCCGGUCCUCCAAAGAAGAAGAAAAAGUGCAAAAAGAAGCAUUUUAAAGAAAAGAGCACAGAUGAGAAGACACCUGCUCCUAAAUCCCAACAAAAGCCUCCGCCCUCCGCUGCAGCACAGAAAGGCCCAGCCACAGCAAAACCUAGUGUGUCCAAAACUCAGAGUAUAAAUGGAUCUACAGCACAGGAACCUAAAGGAGGAAAUGCUGGGUCCAACUUCUCCACAGUAGAUUUACUACGCAAGAGACUCCAUGAAAAGAUCGAAGAGUCCAGAGGGCAGGGAGCCCCAAAGGAUGCCGAAUCGGAGAAAUUCCAGGCAAAGCGAGCAAAAAGAAAGCUUGAACGUGAGCGCAAGAAGAGGAAGAGGAAAGAGUUUCAGAUGAAGAAACUGGCUGAAGAAAGUGGCAAAGAACAGCCCCAGCCACAGAUAAAACAGGAAGCGGAGCGAGCCCCGGCUGCAAGCAAAAGAAACGAAACUGCCAUCGUCUUCAACAAGGUAGAGACAGUGGACGAAGGAUAUGUAGACAAAAUGCUGAAAAAGAAGAACAAGAAGCAGAGCGUUAAGGGCCAGAUAACACCGCUGACAGGGAAGAACUACAAGCAGCUUCUCAGUCGCGUGGAGGCUCGCAAAGCGAAGCUGGCAAAGCUGAGGGAGACAGACGAGGGGAAGGCCCGAGAGAUGGAGGAGAAGAUAAAGUGGACCAACAUUCUUUAUAAGGCAGAGGGCAUCAAAAUCAAAGAUGACGAAGACAUGCUGCGCUCCUCGUUGAAGAAGAAGGAGAAGCACCGUGCUCAGAGGAAAAAGCAAUGGAGUCAGCGUAGUGAGAAUGUCAUAGAGAAGAUGCAGCAACGCCAGGACAAGAGACGAAAGAACCUCCAGAAACGUAAGCAAGUCAAAACAGAGAAGAAGAAGGACAGGGCGCACAAGAAAGGCAGAGUGCUGCCUGAGGACUUGAAAAAAGCAGCAGUGUAAAAGGAGGAGUGUGUGUUAUGUGAAGAUUUAUCACAAGACAACAGAGACAAUUUUUAAAUGAGUAAAUCAGUCUCUUUUUCACGGCCAUAUGAUUUAAUUACAUGAUAUGAAAUUGCUAUGGCUGCUGCACAUGCUGUACCUUCAUUCCUGUCAAGGACUAAUAUGAUGUGUGGUAUAGUCAAUAAAAUGUGAUCCAUCAUUAUGACAUGAAGGUUGA
Epinephelus lanceolatus (giant grouper) is the source of this 1415-nucleotide messenger RNA. RefSeq names its product surfeit 6 (gene surf6). Lineage: Eukaryota; Metazoa; Chordata; Actinopteri; Perciformes; Serranidae. Gene Ontology annotation, cellular component: nucleolus. The record is from RefSeq and is a predicted model, not a curated record. Gene Ontology annotation, biological process: ribosomal large subunit biogenesis; ribosomal small subunit biogenesis. Gene Ontology annotation, molecular function: DNA binding; RNA binding.